Ornithorhynchus anatinus (platypus) is the source of this 2687-nucleotide messenger RNA. It is a transcript of the gene NIM1K, whose product is annotated as NIM1 serine/threonine protein kinase. Gene Ontology annotation, cellular component: cytoplasm. Bases 1080 to 2393 code for a protein of 437 amino acids. Gene Ontology annotation, molecular function: tau-protein kinase activity; ATP binding; protein serine/threonine kinase activity. The transcript has 4 exons. Lineage: Eukaryota; Metazoa; Chordata; Mammalia; Monotremata; Ornithorhynchidae. The record is from RefSeq and is a predicted model, not a curated record. Gene Ontology annotation, biological process: microtubule cytoskeleton organization; protein phosphorylation; intracellular signal transduction.
GUGCUCUUUCCACUAGAUCGCACUGCUUCUCCUGCUGUCUUCCAGUUCCCCUGAUGCCAAGAUCUAAUGCCUACCGACAAGAAGAGUUCUCCCUGACCAGCCUCAUCGGGAACAUAGAAAGGAAACCCAUCCUUGAGAACCUUCCCCAUGAUGGCGACAUAGCACUUAGAAGCCCUGGCCUUGGAGAAUCUGAAAGCCCCUGCGAACAGCAGCGCUUCUAGAAAGGACAAGUACGAUGAUCUGCCGGUAACACAGGAAGACCUGCCAAAAGUUUGAGAAGGCUGAAGGCUUAGAAGACAUCAGGUAUAGAAGACGACUCAUAUAAAUGAAGACAGAUUAAAAGGGUCAGGCAGUGGCCUAAAUCACCUCUAUCGGCUGCCCCGUGAGAAGGGAUAUGGCCUAUUUUAAGUGGCCCCACUUAAUCAAUCAGUGGGUUUAUUGAGUGCUUACUCUGUGCAGAGAACUGUACUAAGAGCUUGGGAGAGAACAAUUCAAUAGAGUUGGUAAACACGAUUCCUGUCUUUGAGGAGUUUGCACUCUGGCUCUGGGCUCCCUCGGUGUGGACACCUGGGGUGAAGAACCAACAGAACAGAGGCGGAGAGUGUGGGGGUUGGGGGUGACCAGAGUGAAUGGGGUGAGGGGAAUCCCAGACCACGAGCAGCAGUGGGCAGCCCCCGGUGGCUUCUGGCCCUAACUGGACCAGACCAGACUGGCCCAAAGGAGUGUGGCAUCCAUCCCAGGGCAUUAAGUGGUUCCCUGGACCCCAUCCAGGGUGCGCUCAGGGAAUUUUUGAAAGCGCGGGAGCCAGGGGACAGAGGGGCAGCGGAGGGCACUGGCCCGCGGGAGAGGAGGGGGUGUGUGUCUUCCACCCGGCCAGGAAAGCCUGCGCCAUCCUCCGACUCCCGUCCCCAUCUGAAAGUUGCCCAUUGGCUCUGGGCUGAGCGCCACCUGCAUCUGGACCUCCUGCGGACCCCGGUUUCCUCCAGGCUUUGAAUCGACACCUGGUCCGCUCCUCUCUGCCCCAACCACCCUGGGCACCGCCGGUCCUGACCCACAACAUGGAGCCUUGAGCGGCCGGGAUGAUGACCACAGUCCACGUGAAUGGGAGGGGCGAGGGCCCCCCCCGCCACCCACAGUGGCCACACCGGGACAGUGCCAAGGACCGUGGCCAGGCCUCGCUCCCCGCAGAGGAGUCCGAGGGGCGGCAGCCUCGGCUGACCCCGUUGGAGAAGCUCACGCAGGACAUGUCUCAGGACGAGAAGGUGGUGAGGGAGAUCACCCUGGGAAAACAGAUUGGCUUCUACCGGAUCCGGGGCCAGAUUGGCAGCGGGAACUUCUCUCAGGUGAAGCUCGGAAUUCACUCCCUAACCAAAGAAAAAGUGGCUAUUAAGAUCCUGGACAAGACCAAAUUAGACCAGAAAACACAAAGGCUGCUCUCCCGGGAGAUUUCCAGCAUGGAGAAGCUGCACCACCCCAACCUCAUCCGCCUCUACGAGGUGGUGGAGACGCUGUCCAAGGUGCACCUGGUCACGGAGUAUGCCGGCGGCGGGGAGCUCUUCGGGAAGAUCAGCACCGAGGGGAAGCUCUCCGAGGCGGAAAGCAAGCUCAUCUUCUCCCAGAUCGUGUCUGCGGUGAAGCACAUGCACGAAAACCAAAUUAUCCACCGAGACCUGAAGGCGGAAAACGUGUUCUACACCAGCAACACCUGUGUGAAGGUAGGGGAUUUUGGGUUCAGCACGGUGAGCCACCGAGGGGAGAUGCUGAACACUUUCUGCGGGUCUCCCCCCUACGCGGCCCCCGAACUCUUCCGCGACGAGCGCUACGUGGGGACAUCCGUGGACGUCUGGGCUCUGGGGGUGCUCCUGUACUUCAUGGUGACGGGCACCAUGCCGUUCCGGGCCGACACGGUGGCCAAGCUGAAGAAGUGCAUCCUGGAAGGCGCCUUCGGCCUGCCCGCCCACGUCUCCCUCUCCUGUCAGAGGCUGAUCCGUGGCGUGCUCCAGCCGGCACCCGCCGAGCGACUGGGCAUCGACGCCAUCAUGAGCGAUGCCUGGAUGCGAGGGAUGCGGUACCCUCUGCCCCUGGAGCCUUUCCGACUGGAUCCCCGCCAUCUGGCAGAGGCUGGCGGGCUCCGGGAGGAGGAGUGCGAGGUCAAGGCCGCGUUGGAAGCGCUGGGGAUUACUGAAGAGCACAUUCGGAAUAACCAGGGGCGAGACGCCCGGAGUCCUAUCACCGGGGCCUACAGAAUCGUUUUGCACCGAGUCCAGAGGAAGCGGGCUCUGGACAGCGACCCGAUCGUCACCCGCCCGGACUCUGGGGCAGGAAACGCAAAGAGAGGGCCCAGGUUCUGCCGGGGCAUGAGACACACCUCCAAAUUCUGUGCAAUCCUAUAAAUGGGCGUCGGGUGGCUGGGGCCAUUCCCCCAGCUUAUUUUUCACAGGUUUUUCAUUUUUCCUAGUCAUCUGGGAGAGACUUUUCUAAUUUUUAAAUAAAUUUAACGUGCCACCUCUUAGUGUGGAAAAUGCAUUUCUGCCCCGCGGAAGUCUGGCAUAAUGGGAGAACCAGCAGCUCUCCAGAAGCUGGCCUGUGAGGGAGACCGAACCUGCCGCUAAUAACUGGGCCUGUCCACUCUUCUUCCCCGACUCGAAACUCAGCCACGUAGAACUCAGCAGUGGGAGAGCUGCUUA